AUGGUGAUGUGGUGGCAGCUCUGUGUGUGCAGCCUGGGGAUCUUUCUCCUGGCACCAUGUAUUCUGUCUGAGAAGUUCUCCCUGGCUGGCUCCCCUCACCCCAUGGUAGUGGUAGUUGGCCGGGAUGUGGUGUUACCCUGCCAGCUCUCACCCCCGGCCCGGCUACCCAAUUUGGAAGUGCUGUGGAGGAAAAUUGAACCAGGACUUGUCGUGAUUCAUGAGUAUAUGAAUGAGGGUACCCAGGACCUGCCGGGGGAGGGUUACCAGACCCGGACGGAGCUGUUCCCACAGGAGUUCAGCAGUGGAAACAUCUCCCUGAAGCUGAAACGGCUCCAAGUGGCAGAUGCUGGGACGUAUCAGUGCCUUGUGACGAACCGAGAGUGGACCCAGGAAGCCAGCACUGAGUUACAGGUGGCAGCUGUGGCUCCAGUAUUCAUUGACGUGCUGGGCCCCCAGGACCAGGGGAUUGGACUGGCCUGUAGAUCCACAGGCUGGUUCCCCAAACCUGAACUCCAGUGGAUUGGAAAGAACUGGCAGAACCUGGCAAUGGAGAUUGUGACCGACAUGACUCAAGACAGGGAGAACCUGUAUAGUGUUGUGAGUCACGUCACUGUCACAGAAGGGGAAGACAAUGGAGACAUCAGCUGCAUAGUGCGGAAUGUCCUGUUGGAGACCGAGCGACAAUCUGCCAUUCAUCUCUCAGGUGACGCCUUCCCCCGUGUUUCUCCCUGGCCAGCUGCAUUCUGGGUGAUUUUCACUCUGUUUCUCAUUGCUGCUGGAGUUUGUGCAUAUCUUGGAUACACAGCGAAGCAAAAGGCCUCUCAAAAGGCCUCUGAAGAAGAAGGUCAAUUAUUUUACCCUGAAAGGACUGAGAAGACGACCUUGGAAUCAGAGUGCCAGGAGCUCCGUGAGAAGCUUGACAAGGCGCUCACAGUGCUAGAGUUCAGGAGAGCUCGGAGCUACAUGGUCCACAUCACCCUGGAUCCAGAUUACAAACACCCCGAACUCACUGUGUCUGAGGAUGGCAGAACAGUCCAGCACAACCCCCUAUCCCCAGGGCUAGUUGCCCCCUUUGGGGCUCUGAUCGCUCUGGGGAGGGAGGGGUUUGUGUCUAGUAGGGAUCAUGGUGGGGAGGGCAGGAUUUGCAGGUGGUACUGGGAGAUAGAGGUGGGGGACAGCCCGGACUGGGAACUGGGGGUGCUGAGUGAGUCUGUGAGGGACAGAGUGAGGAAGGAGAGGCUGGAGAGACUCCCUGAUGGAGGGUGCUGGGCUCUGGGGAGAUCUGGGGGGCAGUAUCACUCCAGGGAGGCCGACACUAUGAUCCAGAAGUGGGCUGUGACACCGACAGUGGUUGGGGUGUAUCUGGAUCUAGAAGGGGGGAGUCUCUCGUUCUAUAGUGUCAGUUCAAUGACCCUUAUCCUGGAGGUUCCUGUGGAAGGUUCUGAGAGAUUGUUCCCAUUCCUCAGCCCUGGUCACGCUGUGGGGAGGGACCAGGGGAAACCCCUCAGCAUCUCCCCCUGCAGCGACUGGGAUUUCCGCCAGGAAUUAAUGGUUAGUAGGUCUGUUAGUCAGGGAAAUCCAGGGGCAGGAAACAACACAGGGCCAUCUGCAACAGGAGAAACAGCCCCAGCGCCUUCAGACAAGCACGUGAAAGAAAACAGCGAAGGGCUAUCUGUGAUAGAAACUGUCCAACAGCUCCUGUCCACCAACUGGAUCCACAGUUUGGGGCUGGGGCAUAAAACAGAGAAGGAGCAUCCACAACUGGAGCCAGACCCCAAAGAGAAGUGGGAAAAGAAACAUCAAACCUCCGAGGUCUGA
Molecule: messenger RNA, 1818 nt
Organism: Chelonoidis abingdonii (Abingdon island giant tortoise)
Lineage: Eukaryota; Metazoa; Chordata; Testudines; Testudinidae
Source: RefSeq, a predicted model, not a curated record